Molecule: messenger RNA, 1914 nt
Organism: Eleginops maclovinus (Patagonian blennie)
Lineage: Eukaryota; Metazoa; Chordata; Actinopteri; Perciformes; Eleginopidae
Gene: rmnd1
Product: required for meiotic nuclear division 1 homolog
Exons: 13
Coding region: 241-1443 (400 amino acids)
Biological process (GO): positive regulation of mitochondrial translation
Source: RefSeq, a predicted model, not a curated record
GUCACCUCACACAGGAACUGACAGGCAUGUUUCAGGCAUGUUAUUUCUACUUUGUUUUCACACAAAAAGACGUUUUAUGAAACUUUGAACCCUUUUCAAAACCUCCUGAAUCUGAAUCCCUUCUGUCUCAUCCUCCGGUAAACACUGUAUGUGUGAGUAUUAACCAGACUGAUAACGUUAGCGAGGAUAGUCUCUGCUGGUUAGUGCAGUCAAGCAGCUGCUUCCACUCGGGGGGUGGAGAUGCUCCUCCGGUCGCUGUGGUCCAUGCUGGGAGCUCGGCUCACUGCAGGGAGGAAACCAGUCUGCCUCUGUGGAACCACCAUCAGGACCCGGCUCUCCUCACAGACUCUCCAUGUGAACUCUGUCCAGCAGAGACAUGUAGGACGUCCUGCUUCAGGGGGGGUCAGGAGUCCUGUCGGCUCGGUGUUAGCAUCCUCUGGGGUCCUGAGUGCACAGAGGCGUUUCUACUCUCCAGACAUCGUGAAGUCCAUCUUAAAAUCCACUGCAGCUCCAGCUGCUGCUUCUGGGAAGAGAGCUCCUAAAGGACCAAGGACCAAACAGCCGUCCAGGUCCAACCUGCCGUCCUCCAGCGAGGACAAGGACACCAUGCAGUGCAUUGCCUUUGCGACGGCAGACCAGUACCACCUGCCGACGCUCUGCCACGACCUGAUCAGCCACGGCUUCACGGAGAUUAACCUGCCAAGAGAUGCUUCCAAUGCUCUGGUGAUCAGCACGGACAUGGCUGCCAAACCAGACGACAACGCUCUCAUGUUCCUCUUCAGGGAAGGCUCCGUGGUGUUCUGGAACGUGGAAGAGAAAGAAAUGAAGAGAGUGCUGAGGAUCCUGGAGCUCCAUGAGAUCCAGCCCUACGAGGUGGCCUUAGUGCACUGGGAGAACGAGGAGAUCAGCUACACUGUGGGAGAGGGGAACACGAAGCUGGAGCGAGGCGACUUCAUGCUGAGCGACAUGAUGGACCAAUCAGAAGCUGUGCUGGAGAAGUUUGCCUUUUCUAACGCUCUGUGUCUGUCAGUGAAGCUGGCCAUCUGGGAGCACUCUCUGGAUAACUUUGUGGAGUCCAUCCAGUCCAUCCCGGAGACCCUGAGGUCUGGCAGGAGAGUGAAGCUGUCCUCCGCUGAGGUCAUGAAGAAGAUAGGAGAACUUUUCACGCUGAGACACUGCAUCAACCUGAGGUCAGACCUGCUGCUCACUCCAGACUUCUACUGGGACCGAGAGAACCUGGAGAAGCUCUACGACAAGACGUGCCAGUUCCUCAACAUCAGCCGCAGGGUCAACGUCGUGAACCAGAAGCUGGAGCACUGCACGCAGCUGACCGACCUGAUGAGGAGUCACCUGAGUGAGAAACACAGUCUGAGGCUGGAGUGGAUGAUCGUCAUCCUCAUCACCAUCGAGGUUUUGUUUGAACUUUCAAAAAUGAUCUUCUGAGCUGCUCCUCCAAAACAGCACAGACCUGAGGAGGGUCUGAGGAGGGUCUGAGGAGGGCCUGAGGAGGGCCUGAGGAGGGUCUGAGGAGGAUCUGCGCUGCCGGACACAGAGGUAUUUUCUCAGAUGAUUUCUGGAUACUUUUUUCCUGGAUGGACUGAAAUCUGGAAGAGGACCUGAACAUUUUGAAUGUCGUUCUGUCUCUGCUGCUCAGCACCGACACAUCAACACACACGUCUGUUCUUCCUCUUUUUUGAAAUGUUAACCUGCUGAAGAUCAUUGCUGGAAACAAAGUGCAUCAUGGAACAUUUAUGCAACAUUUCCUGAAGCCUACGAAUCUCUUGCCGUUUUGAAGCGGCAGAGAUUUCCUGUCGUGUGAAAUUAUUCUAGAAAAAAGUAGAAAAAAUAUGAAAUGAAAUACAUGUUAUUUAGUCCUCGCUGUUAUUUAUGAUGCAAUAAAGUGUUGUAAAUGUG